AUGAAAAAGAAAAGUCAGGAGCCCGCAUUCCUCGAGAAAUCUAAGAAGGCAAAGAAGAACCGAAGAGGUGGCUCCCUCUCUAAUCCAGUUGAGCCGUCGCACUUUCAGGGUUCCAUCUCGGCGGCACAACAUGCUAAAAAGAUGGCAAGAAUGCAAAGAGUAGAGGAGGAGUACUCCUACCGCCCCGAGUUGUUCUUGAAGACUAAUUUCAAAACUGUUGCUGGAAAAGGAGAAAUUGCAGCAAACAAGAGAGCAAAACAAAUUUCGGAGACGUACAACAAGAAGCUGGAUGAUUGUAGCACUCAAGGGUCACAGCCAAACCCUGAUUUGUUGUAUUGGGAGACAGUUGGUGGGAGGAACAGAGGAAAAGUGCAGGGGUUAGGUCAGGGAGAUUAUUUGUACUACAACUCUUCAUCUGGGCGAGGAGGAGAUGGCUCUUCACAACCAUAUGAGCCAUCGAUUUUUUCUCAGGUAGAGGCGCAGGUGGAGGCCAAGGUCGCUGCACGGAUGGUAGAAGUGGAGGCAAAGGUUGCAGCACGUCUGGAAGAGUCAAACCGGGCCCUCGUGCAGGAAAUGAUGCGGAACAUGACUAAUUGUGGUCACUUGUUCUCAGGUUGCAACACAGGACCCUCUUCCCAACGCAGACCAGAGGAUGACCCGGGGUUUGGUGGUGGCGGCACUACACAGACACCAACCACAGUGUAGUUUGUUUGGUUUUGACAACUAGCUAGAUUACUAACUUAUAGUUUGUUCAUACUUAGUCUAAUUUUAUAUAUGCACUUAGUGUCUAUAUUUA
This is a messenger RNA of Beta vulgaris subsp. vulgaris (sugar beet), 796 nucleotides long. RefSeq lists its product as uncharacterized. The transcript has 3 exons. Bases 1 to 705 code for a protein of 234 amino acids. Lineage: Eukaryota; Viridiplantae; Streptophyta; Magnoliopsida; Caryophyllales; Amaranthaceae. The record is from RefSeq and is a predicted model, not a curated record.